This is a messenger RNA of Ochlerotatus camptorhynchus, 1381 nucleotides long. RefSeq names its product phenoloxidase-activating factor 2-like. The record is from RefSeq and is a predicted model, not a curated record. NCBI's taxonomy places the organism in Eukaryota, Metazoa, Arthropoda, Insecta, Diptera, Culicidae. Gene Ontology annotation, molecular function: serine-type endopeptidase activity. Gene Ontology annotation, biological process: proteolysis. The transcript is spliced from 5 exons. Bases 30 to 1124 code for a protein of 364 amino acids.
UCCAAGUUUAACACACGUUGGUGUAGGCGAUGAAGAGACUAGUGUUGAUAUUUGCACUUGUGCUUCUUAUCGUGGAGCGAUCCAACAGUCAGGAGGAAUGCCAAGGAAUUUGCGUAAAAAAAGAUCUGUGCAAUGCAGAAAACAGUACUGAUGUCGUCGUAGUGCCUGUAGUUACCGAUUCGACCAACACAUUCAAUGUUGAUUUGAGACUAAACACUGGUUGUGACCGACUGGAAACUUGUUGUAAAGAAUCUGAUGUCAUUGCAAGUGCACCACCAAGAAAUAAUGCCGCAUUUGAACAAUGUGGCAUCCGGAAUGACAACGGAAUCGGUUAUCGGUUAGUUGGUGAUAAAGUUGGAUCAGCUCAGUAUGGAGAAUUCCCAUGGACGCUAAUGGUGUUGAAGAACCAGGUUUUGUUGAGUAUUAAGAAGGAGAUCUACGUAUGCGCAGCAUCACUGAUAGCCCCAGAUUUGGCUCUAACCACUGCCCACUGUGUAAGAGAACACAAGACAAUCAAUUAUUUGGUUAGGGCAGGAGAAUGGGAUACCAGUAGUUUUCAAGAGCUGUUUUCAACUCAGACACGUGGGGUAUCGCAAGUGCUUGUACACGAACAAUACAACGAGUAUCAUCACAACAAUAUAGCUCUUUUGAAAAUGGAAAAGCCCUACAAAGCUGAUCUGAAUAUUCAGACUAUAUGUUUACCCUCACCUCAGUUUCAAUUAGUCAGUGACGAGAAAUGUUUCACUGGUGCAUGGGGAAAGGACAAAUUCGAGCAAGGUCAAACACAGAACAUUCUUCGCAAAAUAGAAGUGCCGAUUGUACCUCACUCCAAAUGUCAGGAUGCAUUUAGAUCAACGCGUCUUGGAUCAUAUUUCAUCUUGGAUGAAAGCUACAUGUGCGCAGGUGGAGAGGAAAAUGUUGACGCCUGUACCGGAGACGGUGGAGCUCCGCUAGUUUGCCCUGCUGAUGGUAGCCGUUACUAUCAGGCAGGAAUCGUAGCUUGGGGAAUCGGUUGUGGACAAAAGAACAUACCAGGAGCAUACACAGAUGUUUCCAAAUUCGUAGAUUGGAUUAAAAAAAAUAUGGAGGCAUUGGGAUCUGACGUAAAUGCCUCAAAGUUUUGAUAUGUGUGUAGAACUCGUCGACAAAAAUAUGCAUGAUUUGAGAUUUUGGUACAACUAUAGAUUCUCAUCAUAAUCAACCAUAAACCACAUUUUGUUCAGUCUGGCAAGGUUUCAAUCAUAAUUUGAAGUAGUUUUCUUCCACUAUUGUAACAAACUGUCCACUCAACGCCGUCAUAUUUCAAUUCCAUACUUUAAAUAGUAAAAAAUGGUUGAAUAUUAUUUAUUCUAGUAAUAACAUAAAUAGACGAGUAAUAAAU